Molecule: messenger RNA, 2751 nt
Organism: Coturnix japonica (Japanese quail)
Lineage: Eukaryota; Metazoa; Chordata; Aves; Galliformes; Phasianidae
Source: RefSeq, a predicted model, not a curated record
UCCCAAUUCCUAAGCUGGAUGGGAUCUGCAAAGCCUGCGGGAGGGCAAAAUGUUGGGGGCUCCGUGCUAAGCAGGUGCAGUGCAAUGCCAGAAGUAAAUACUGCCUCACUGCAAACUGUGGAGUAAGGACCAGAAUUCAACAAGCCCUUGUCUUAUAAAAGAAGAAACUCAGCCAAAGGGAUACUUUGGCGAAGCUGCCUUCUCUGGGGGUUGCAGGUGUUUAGAGCUAAUUCAUCACAAAAGUACACAGAAACCCUGUUUACAUCUGAUGUAACUGAAGUUAAGGGACUGUUCAGUACUUCCCAAGUGCAACUAAAAUUCAGUGCAUGUUCUAGUGCAUGCCAGCUCUGUAGAACAGUUUAGAAUAGGGAAGGAGUGUGCAAAGUCGUCAAUAGCAUGUAUAAGAUCAACUUCUACGGCUGCAUCUUGUUUCUAACAUGCAUCAGUUUUGACAGGUACAUCACCAUUGUUCAAGCAACAAAAGCUAAAUCUUCCAAGAAAAGGCGGAUCCUGCGCAGCAAACUCGUGUGCAUGGCUGUCUGGCUGGCAUCUGUCAGCCUGUGCCUCCCUGAGAUCAUGUACAGCCAGAGCAAGCAGAUCGGUGCUGUGACGGUCUGCAAAAUGACGUACCUGCCCAACGUUGGCAUGGCCUUCAGAGUUGCCGUCCUGGCUCUGAAAGUCACUAUAGGCUUCUUCCUCCUGCUUCUGGUCAUGGUUAUUUGCUACACCCUGAUCAUCCACACCCUCCUCCAAGCCAAAAGAUGCCAAAAGCAGAAGUCCUUAAAGAUCAUCAUCAUGAUCAUCACUGCCUUUCUCCUCUCUCAGUGCCCAUACAACAUUGUUUUGCUGAUCAAGACCAUCAACAUGUACACCGGGGCGGUGUACAGCUGCCAGACCAUCAACGGGCUGGACAUUGGGCUGCAGGUCACCCAGAGCAUCGCCUUCCUCCACAGCUGCCUCAACCCCUUCCUCUAUGUCUUUGCCGGGGAGCGCUUCAGGAUGGCACUGGCCAGGAUGGUGCGGAGCACUGGCCGCUACUGGCUUGGAGGCCAGGAGCAGUGCUCCUCCUUGGGUGACAGCCAGGACCACAGCUCCAACUGGUCCUUUGCCAUGCUGGGGCGGCGGCGGGUGAGGAACUCACUCACCCUCAGCACCCAUUUGGCCUCCUCUGUUGUUCCUGCCUCGUCCCAAAUCCUUGUGUAAGCCAGUGUCUCCUGAGGGGUAUCUAGUAUGUCCUUUCAGACGUCGUUCCUGCACCCUGAAGAUUGCCUUGGAGGAGGGCUGGCCUCCGUGGUUGUGUCCAGGACUAAGCAGGGACACUGAGGGCCCUACAUGUGCCUUCUUUGUGCCCUGCCAAGCCAGACCAGGCCUCGCUCACGUAGGGAAGUGAAACCUUCAGCACCAUGCAGCAAAAUGGAGCCAGGCAUGUUGUGAGCCAAGCUGAUGAAGGAUAAGAGCUAUCUCUGAGGCAGCUCUUAGAACCCAUCCAUGGCUCAAAACACAGCCCAAACAGCAAACCUCUCAGGAAAGCCAUGAGCAGCAUGCAAGGAUGAACCAUCUUCCCAUCCAUGGGGAGCAGUGAGAAGGAGCUGGGCCCUUGCUGCAGGCCAGCUCCACAAUAACUCAAUUUUUGGCCAUUGCCUGGUUUCAGAAAGUGAAGGCUGUUCCCUGCACACAUGGACACAAUGCUGCUUUGUGGGACAGGCAAAGGAAAGCUAAUAUUCUGUACUCACUACAGAAUUAAAUCCUUCUCCUGUAUUUUAGCUCUUUGAUGUAAGAAUUCAAGGCCAUUGGAUGCUCUGAGUUUUCUGUCCCUGAGCACCCAAACCCCAAACCGACGAUUCAACAAACCAUCAAUUAUGAGCUGGUACCUUUGCAAUGACGACAAAAGACGUUUAACCCAGAACUGAUGAGACAGAGAGUCGUAAGACCUCAAACCCAUCGUUAGCAACAUUUUGGUUGAGAUGCUCCUCCUGGGGCUGGUGGGGUACAAGGUGCAUGUAGGUGGGAGCUGCAGCAAGCCUAAGUUUCUUGGGAACUGGGAAGGGCCGACAUUGGCACCAGAAGAGCAUGGGAGCUCUGCGGUACCACAAGGCUCCCAGCAAUCCCAAUUCCCACCCCCGGCACCCCUGAGUUUAUGCUGCUUGUUUUAGUGCUCAGGAGGCUUUCUUGUAAAUAACCAAUUUGAAUCAUCUGCUUUGGCAUUAGGUGACUAUCAGUCAUUAAAGCAUCUUGGUAAACACCGGUUUUCUGCAAGGCUUGGCACUGCUUUCCUUACUAACACAGUAAAUCUGGGGUUCUACUUUGAUAUACAUUUUUUGAGGGCUUUUUACCGUUUUUCUUUUUUUUCCUUAGAGAAAUAAAUGCUGAAAGAGAUGUGCAUUUUUUCCUGUAUGUGUAAGGGCGGCAUUUGUGAUUUGCGCAGAGCUCUGUAGAGAGUGUUAUUUACAGCUGGUUAGCUGAGAAGGGUCGUAAACACAGUGCAGCUAAGCAAGCAGCCAUACCACCUGCAAGGACAGCAAGAACAACGGGAUGCCCUGUGAUGGUGAGAAACUAGCCAUGGUUUUGUGAACUCAGCAAGGGAGUAACUUUCAGGAUGAAAUCAACAAGUUGCAAAGAUACUUGGGGAUGGUAUGUAAUUGGGAACCAAUGAUGAGCUCCGCUUUUGCAAUAUGUAUGAGCUAAUUAUCCGUAUUAUAAAUGUACACACAGCCAAGGAAUAAACAAGAUUAGCUGAUCAUAUGUCAAUGA